Molecule: messenger RNA, 2272 nt
Organism: Momordica charantia (bitter melon)
Lineage: Eukaryota; Viridiplantae; Streptophyta; Magnoliopsida; Cucurbitales; Cucurbitaceae
Source: RefSeq, a predicted model, not a curated record
GCCAAACCAAGUAAACCCCUUUUUUAACCCUGGCUAGAGAGAGAAUCCCAAGCCCUCUCUCUCUCUCUAUGGGAGUGCCCAAGAGAGAAUUUUGUUUCAAUAUUUUUAAAAUAUUCUUGUGGCAACAUGGAGUGGAAUGGAAGUCAUUUUCUCUCUCUCUCUCUCUCUCGCUCUCUCUCUCUCCUCUCCAUGGGUAGCCUUUAAAUCUCCAACCAGUCUUCCCCUAUGCUUUUCAGCUCAAUAUACCAUUCUUGCUCUUACCUUUCUCUAGAAAAACAAAAACGCGGAGAUUCAAACGCCCAAGAAAGAAAACAUGGAGAGCCGCAGCAGUGGGAGUAGAUGGGAAGGGUAUGUGGACUGGAGGAAGAGACCUGCAGAGAGAGGACGGCAUGGGGGAAUAAUUGCAGCCUCCUUCGAUUUGGUUGUGGAGAUAUUGGAGAACUUGGCGUUUUUGGCAAAUGCGAGCAACUUGGUGAUGUACUUGUCGCAGUACAUGCACUUUUCUCCCUCAAAAUCGCAAGCAUUUGGACAGGGGUUGGCGAUAUUGCUGAUACAAGCGAAAAGUCCAUCGCUGAUGCCUCCUCCAUGCGAUCACGGCGCGGUGUGCCAAGAAGCGAGCGGCGGGAGAGCAGCGAUGCUGUUCGUGGGGCUAUAUCUGGUGGCAUUGGGCGUCGGGGGCAUAAAGGGGUCGCUGCCGUCGCAUGGGGCGGAGCAGUUUGAUGACAGUACCCCACAGGGCAGGAAAAAGAGAUCCACUUUCUUCAACUACUUCGUCUUCUGCCUCUCAUGUGGUGGCCUGAUUGCAGUCACAUUGGUGGUGUGGCUUGAAGACAACAAGGGGUGGGAGUGGGGCUUUGGCAUUGCAAUGCUCAGCAUUUUUUUGUCCAUCCUUGUAUUCUUCGCAGGCUCCCCUCUUUACCGCAACAAAGUACCUAAUGGAAGUCCAUUCACAACAAUUAGCAAGGUUUUAGUGGCUGCGAUAUUCGGUUGCUGCAUUAGCACGAAUUCACGAAACUUGAUAGCAAGUAUGGCCAUGAGCCCGGCUCUUGAUGGUAAGGAAGUUAAACAGAAUGCAAAAGGGAGAGAUUCAACAGAUUUGGCGAAUGAACCCUCGGGGAGUCUCAAGUUCCUGAACAAUGCAGUUCUGAACAAGCCGUUCCAUCCGGCAUUGGAGUGUACGGUUCAGGAAGUAGAAGAAGUCAAGAUUGUGUUGAAGAUUCUACCUAUAUUUGCUUGCACCAUCAUUCUCAACUGCUGUGUUGCUCAGCUCUCCACGUUUUCGGUCGAACAAGCAUCGACAAUGGACACCAAACUGGGUUCCUUUAAAGUUCCGCCUGCAUCUCUUCCCAUUUUUCCUAUUCUCUUCAUCAUGUUACUUGCCCCGGUAUACGAUCACAUAAUUAUCCCAUUUUCUCGAAGAAUAACUAAAACCGAAAUGGGUAUCACUCAUCUCCAGAGGAUAGGAGUUGGGUUAAUAUUUUCUAUUGGAGCCAUGGCAGUAGCAGCAGCUGUCGAGACUAAGCGCAAGAGAGUAGCCACCGACAACGGUCUACUCGACUCUGCUCAACCAUUGCCCAUCUCCUUCCUUUGGAUCGCCAUCCAGUACUUGUUCCUCGGAUCAGCAGAUCUUUUUUCCUUGGCUGGAUCAUUAGAGUUUUUCUUCACAGAGGCACCUGCAAGCAUGAGAUCUUUGGCCACAUCUCUGUCCUGGGCUUCUCUAGCUAUGGGUUACUACCUUAGCUCAGUGGUCGUGUCGAUAGUCAACAACGUCACGGGUAACUCCGACCACCGUCCAUGGUUAUCUGGAAGAAACAUAAACCAUUAUCACCUCGACAGAUUCUACUGGUUGAUGUGUGUGCUCAGCGGACUAAAUUUUGUGCACUAUCUCUUUUGGGCAAUGCAGUACAAGUACAGACCAAAAUCGCAACAAUAGGUGAAACAACUCAGAAACACAGAUAUAUUUAUGAUGCAAUAUAUACUUACACAGUUCCACACAUUUAAUCAAACAGGUUGAAAUUCCCACCCCACUUCCAGAGGAGAGAAACUUGUGAAACUCUGGAAAUGUUCUCAUCUUUCAGCUGGCAUGAGAUGGAAUGGAGGGGGAGGGUAAAUUUUUUCGUCCUGGGGGAGCAGGUAGAUGUGGCAACUGGCAUGUGAAAUUUCUUGUAUCAGUGAAUUUCUAUGAUAGGUGGGAGAGUAAAGUAUUCACCAAGGCAUCUUUUUAACAAGUUCUUAUUUUUGGCUUGCAGUUAACCAAUCCUUUUAUUUGUGA